CCAAAACAUAUUGUUUAUCUACAAAGGCUCUAUGACCUUACUUGGAAAAGUCCAGGAUGUCCAAGCAGUCAGCACAACAAUUUUAAGAAUACACUGUCAAAAGAAAAGCGUUUUGGUUGUAUAUGAUAAGAGCUAGAGCACAGUUACAGGAAGUGUGCUGUUUGAACCUUGCUCAUCGCUGGCCCUGAAGUGAAACACGCUGCUGUUGUUCUUAGACUAGCACUAUGGCUAACCAGCUGUUUGUCAUUCUGCUGUUUGCUUUUUUGCCAAGACUCCAGGAGGCAGAAAUAAAUGUAUUCUUAGAAGACAAAACUGCCAACAGAUUUCUGAGCAGAACUAGGCGUGCCAAUUCAGCAUUUGAGGAGUUCAAGAAAGGAAAUAUUGAAAGAGAGUGUUAUGAGGAGAGAUGCUCGAAAGAAGAAGCCAGAGAGGCCUUUGAAGAUCAAGCGCUAACAGAGGCAUUCUGGAAUAAAUAUUUCGACGGUGACCAAUGUGAGCCUAACCCUUGCCAUUAUGGUGGAACAUGCAAAGAUGGAAUUGGUAAAUACACCUGCUCGUGUUUAGAUGGUUAUCACGGCCAAAACUGUGAAUCGGUCAUCCAAAAGUAUUGCAAACUCAACAAUGGUGGCUGUCACCACUUUUGCACCCUCGUAGAAAACACUGUUGUGUGCUCUUGUGCUGAUGGAUAUAUUCUGGCGGAAGAUGGAACAUCCUGUGUUGCUACAGGAAGUUUUCCCUGUGGUCAAAUUACAGUGAAAAAGGAAGCAUCAAAGAAAAAGAGGGAAGCAAGUUCAAUGUAUAGUUUCCAAGACUAUGUUGAAACAGAGUUGACUUAUGAUGAUUCAUUGAGUGACCAGAAUUUCACCAGUGACCAGAAUUCCACCACUCAAAGCUCUUCCCUACACUCCCAGGGUGAAGUCUUGCUCAACGCUGCACAGAACAACUCUAAUUCAAAAACUGAGAUUGACCCUGGUAUGAGAGUGGUUGGCGGCCAUGACUGUAAGCCAGGUGAAUGUCCAUGGCAGGCACUUUUAAUAAAUGAAGGUGGUGACGGGUUUUGCGGAGGAACAGUACUGAACCAGUUUUAUGUGCUUACUGCAGCUCAUUGUAUAAACCAAACAAAAUCAAUUCGAGUUAUUUUAGGGGAAGUGGACACAGCAGCAAGUGAAAGAACUGGAAGUAUGUUCGCUGUAGAAAAAAUAUUUGUGCAUCACAGAUUUGUGCUGAAAACAUAUGACUAUGAUAUAGCCCUGAUUAAGCUGAAGAGACCUAUCCAGUUCUCUGAAAAUGUUACGGCUGCAUGCCUUCCCACUCCGGACUUUGCAAAUCAAAUCCUAAUGGCUCAAGAAUCAGGCACUGUUAGCGGUUUUGGGCGCAUCCAUGAAAAAGGUCGGCAGCCCACCAAGCUUCAAGUUGUUAAUCUCCCCUAUGUUGACAGGAAUACCUGCAAGCUGUCAAGCAAUUUUGCUAUCACUGAAAAUAUGUUCUGUGCUGGCUAUGAUGCAAUUGCACAAGAUGCUUGUCAGGGUGACAGUGGAGGCCCUCAUGUAACUGCAUACAGGGGCACUUAUUUUGUUACUGGUAUUGUCAGUUGGGGAGAAGGGUGUGCAAGAAAAGGAAAAUAUGGAGUUUAUACAAAAGUGUCAAAAUUCAUAUUUUGGAUAAAGAAAAUCAUGGCUCGUACCAUGCAAAACAAUGUUUAAUGAACAGGACAGCUGUUACCGAUUUGGUGGAUUUAGGGGAAUUGAGCAGUGAAUUCUGUUUAGAACUACCAAACUAUUUCCAAGGCUUCCUUUUAAAACCACUGCCAUUGGCGUGUUUUUCACAUAGCUUGCUUCUUCCCUUGCUGUAGCGGAUCUCCCACAUGUUUAUACCAGGGUUUUUUGAAAAUUUAUUUAUUUAAAUUCUUACAUCUUUUCCACGUUUUAAUUGCUUCCUACUAAACUUCUUAAUGGGAACUUGGCUGAUCCAAAAGUAAGAACAGGGUCACAAUGACACAAUUCCAUUUUCAAAAUGAUUGGAUGCUGAUAGUAUUCAACAGUUAAUGGAUUCAGUAUGCUCUUUUUUUAAAAAAGGAUAUUACAAUAGAACCAAGCAUUUUUAUAUCAGAAAAUAUGUUUGAAAAGUUCAUAAACUUUUCAGAUUAUUCAGUUCAGCUAAAGGUUGUUAAAAAUACCCACGUUUGAAUUAGCACCUGGAUGAACAGCUGCAAAUUUUGAAUUCACUUGUCCAGUGUGUCAGUGUGAUAUUUAUAAUUAAUAUUUCAGUAUUUUUAACCUCUCAAAUAGGAUCCCUAAUUUACAACUUUGUUUCAUGCCAUUGUAAUUAAUUAUAUUAACAUUUCAUGGAAAAAUUAGCCAGUGUUAAACACUAGGGAUAGGCAUGGACAGGCUCAUGAGCCAAAAUUUGACACAAACUUGAGCUGGUGCAGAGCCUUCAAACUGAUAUCCAAGGAAGGUGCCUUUCCAAAAUGUUCACAGGACUUUUGUCUGGUUCAGUUCAGCUGUUCAGGCCAUUGAAACCUAACAGCUAAGCAGUUAUUAGGUUUAAAUGGCUGUGAGCAAUUUCUCUGGUUGGUUUCACUUUCUCCUGCUCCGAAGUGGGCCAGUAAAAUGGCUGUUGGUGAAAUGGCUGCCUUCCAUUUCAUGUAAUGUGUUUAAUGCUGUAGUUAGAUGGUGAGUGUCAUAAAAUUCACCUCCACCCGAUCUGAUAUUUUAAAGGUUAGCUAGGAGACACUGGACUGCAAACUUCAUGUCUCAGAGCACUCAAAGUUACUGUGCUCAUGAUCAACAACUUAUUCUCCUUAACAGUUAAGGUAGUGGGCCUAACUCUUGUCUUCCAAAAUGGUCAGCCAAUGAAAGCAAAGAAGAGUGACCACCAUAUAACCACCACAAAGGUUACACCACUUGGAUGACAGUUUAGGUCAAACUUGGUGAUUAUACAUAUAUAUUUUAUGGCUUAUAUUUUACAAAUAUUUUCCUUGAUUCAAUAUUCUUCUGUUGUUCUGUAUGCAAUAAUAAAACAGUAUUUUAAAGAUUA
Molecule: messenger RNA, 3039 nt
Organism: Heteronotia binoei (common prickly gecko)
Lineage: Eukaryota; Metazoa; Chordata; Lepidosauria; Squamata; Gekkonidae
Gene: F10
Product: coagulation factor X
Exons: 8
Coding region: 225-1703 (492 amino acids)
Biological process (GO): proteolysis; blood coagulation
Cellular component (GO): extracellular region
Molecular function (GO): calcium ion binding; serine-type endopeptidase activity
Source: RefSeq, a predicted model, not a curated record